Molecule: messenger RNA, 1255 nt
Organism: Boeremia exigua
Lineage: Eukaryota; Fungi; Ascomycota; Dothideomycetes; Pleosporales; Didymellaceae
Exons: 2
Coding region: 394-957 (187 amino acids)
Source: RefSeq, a predicted model, not a curated record
AUUGUACUUGCGAACGACACAGCUGCAAACGACGAAAGUACCAAAAAAUGACCAACAGCUGGUGUGAAUAUUAUCAUUGAUAUCCCCGCAUUGUGUUCGUAGUAGUGCUAAGUACUUAUCUCCAUGGCCAGCUCCAGAUUCCCAGCAGCUGGCAACUUGGCGCGGUCGCAGAAGCUGCAAGCCACAGAAGAGCGCGUUGCUCAACUGGGCGCCGCUUACUAUCUUGGUACAACAAAUAGUCUUUCCAUGGACGGACGAUCCAAUCAGCCAGACCAGCCGUCUGAGCUAUUUACUGCAAGCCUUCCCCAAAGCUGGCAGCGCCGUCCUCAGUCGCUUCAUCCGCUGGCUUCCUGCAAUUGAAUCUCUCACCUUACCUCACGUCCAACCUCCAAAAUGCGCUUCUCUGUUAUUGCAGCCGUCGCUACCUUCAGCGCUACCGUUCUCGGACAGGGCCUCGUUGGACAAAUCCCCCAAUGCGCACAGUCGUGCUUUGGCACCGACAACCUCGGUACCUGUAACCUCAUUGACGUUGCCUGCAUUUGUGGUAGCUCAGCUAUCACCCAAGUUGCAUGCUGCGUACUGUCUUCCUGCAACCAAGCAGACAUUGAUACUACCAUCAACUUCGCUUCGACUCUCUGCAGAGGUGCCGGUGUAACAUUGAACACCAGCCCCGACUGCGCUGCGGCGAACUCGAGCUCUUCGGCGUCUUCCUCUGCGUCUGCGUCUGCGUCUGCUGCCGCAUCAAGCUCGGCGGCAUCUGGCUCUGCCUCAGUGACCGCGAUUACCGGAACCAACACAGCUUCUGGCAGUGCCACCGGCUCUGCAACUCGCUCUGCAUCAGGCUCUGCCUCUGGCUCCCCCGCUGCGACUGCUGCGACGGGCGCCGGUGCUUUCCAGACCGCCGGUCCUAUCCUCGGUUUUGGUGUUGCUGUCGUCGGUAUGCUCGCUGCUUUGUAGAUGGUGAUGAUUCCUGGUCUGGUUGUGUAAUGGGCGUUGUGGAGGGUAUAGGUUAUUUGUAGGAGUAUAGUAAUCACCAAGCGAGACGUAAUCGACUACCCCGAUCUAUGCUUGAGUGAUGUACCGCUGUUGAGCUCCAUUUGGACCUUGCCUAGAGCUCAGUGAUAGAUGUCUCCUUGCAACUAUGCUCACAAGGAGGCAACAUCAUCGAACUUGGCCCGUGCUUGGUGACAUGAGCGAUGAGCUGUAGCUGCUGAGGAUCUUGCUCUAUUUAGCAAUGCUGUGCGAUCGAAGGGUG